GUAAGACGGAGUACGUGUCAUCCAUGUAGCCAUCAGUGUGGAGCAGUGUCUCUGAGCACGGCAUACGCCAGGCAGCGCGACACUUUCCAGCCCCCGCAGUGUGGGUACGUACCUGCGGGCAAGACAGAAGGCACUUCGGAGCCACCGCACACUGAGGAUGAAGCUACUGGCCGCGGUAUUGGUGGCGGCGGCUGUGAUGGGGGUGGCGCGCUGUGGCCUGCAGGUGGUGACGGAAGGAGGCAGAAUCCAAGGUGCAGCGGAUGUGACCGUCAAUGGUAGAACAUUUAACUCCUUCUAUAGCAUUCCGUACGCCAGGGCUCCCAUCGGUGGCUACAGGUUCAAGGAUCCUGUGAAGCCCAUUACUUGGCAGCGGCUGGCCGACGCUACCCGCAUGCCCCCGAAGUGCUUGCAGGUCCCCUUCUUUGACACCAUAAUAUAUAAACGCCUGAAGCCCGAAGAAGUAAAGGGGUCCGAAAACUGCCUCUUUCUGAACGUGUUUACCCCCGUGGUCAGCUCCACCCCUGAGAAGGCGAAGCUUCCGGUGAUGGUAUGGCUGCAUGGAGGCGCAUUUUAUUCUGGCGCAGCUGAUGAAUACCUUCCACACGCUCUACUUGACCAGGACGUAGUGUUGGUAGUGGUACAGUACCGACUGGGUGUCCUAGGUUUUUUGUCGACCGAAGACUCUGUAAUGCCUGGGAACCUUGGUCUGAAGGAUCAGACGAUGGCGCUUCAGUGGGUGCAGCGCAACAUCCACCUCUUUGGCGGCGACAAGAAGCGAGUCACCAUUUUCGGAGAGAGUGCCGGCGGGGCAUCCGUCCACUACCACAUGUUAUCGCCAAAGUCUAGAGGACUCUUCUCCCAGGUUAUAAUGCAAUCCGGCAAUGCGCUUCAGUCUUGGGCCCUGAACAACAGGCACCGGGAAGAAGCGGAGAGACUCGGCCGCAACAUGGGAUGUGAGGAUGUGCAGAACAGCACCGCCCUGCUCGCUUGCUUACAGAAGAUUGACGCCAAAGAACUGACAGCGGCAAUACAGGACACUUUUCAAUGGUUCGUUAUACCGAUCAUCUUCUCUCCGAGGGUGGACGGCGAUUACCUGCCAGACUUUCCCGCUAACCUGAUCGCCAAAAAGCUGUACAGUGAAGUCGAUCUUGUAGCGGGAGUGACCAAGGAUGAAGGAGCGAUGGCGACCCGGGCAAUGUUUGUCAGAGAAGACCUCGUCACUCAAGUGGAGAAAAACUUUACCGUCACCGGGCCACUCACCAUAGGCAUCGAGAACGAAAAAGAUUCUGCCAGUAUGGCCAAGACACUCUAUGACUACUACAUGAGUGAUAUCAACUUCGACGCCCACAGCUCGCAGUUCACACAGUUGUACAGCGAUAUGACAUUCAACUUUUACCACGACGAAAUCACAGCACGCCACGCAGCGCACUUCCCUGGGCGGCGCACCUUCCGCUACGAGUUCCAGCACACAGGGGAGGUCAGCCUGUCCGACGCUUACGGCACUGAGAAGGGAAAUCAUUGGGUUGGUCACGGCGACGAACUGUUUUACUUGUUCGCUGGAGGUACAUUGUUUGAGGCGUUCCUCAAGGAAGGCCUCACUCAGCCUGAUGACCUUCACGUGAGGGACAUGAUGGUAAAGAUGUGGACAAACUUCGCCACCUCAGGCAAUCCAACCCCUGACGCCUCCCUGGGCUUCAAGUGGGAGCCCAGCACAGCAGACAACCUGCACUAUCUUGCCAUCACCACCUCGCCCUCCAUGCAGCCCGACAGCCGGAAAGAGACACGGGACUUCUUCGCCUCCCUGCCGAUAUCGAAUUUGAGGAUGUUGUACGCAGAGCAGCAACAGCAACAACCAAAACAACAAGAACAACAACAACGGACCAAGACAGCACGCGUGCAGAACGAGCUUUGACAAAGCACACUGGACCAGCACACCACACGCCUUCAUCUCCUCUUCAGUACUCAAGAAAAGCUGUUUUGUACCACCGGGUCCACAGACUCCAAGAUAAUGCCUCCACAGUGCUUGGAGCGACACGGCAGAACGACAGGUAGAGCUGAACAGUCAUGCCUGCUUCUCGCCCAAGCUGGUCAUUCCGCAAUCACUUGCCCACAGAACAAGUUACAAAAGUCCAGAGCUCCCAGUGGAUGUCAGGAAUAACUCUAAUUUUAAGUAAACCUUUGAGUGCAGUACACUCAGUUAUUAUUGUACGGAAAUCUACGUAAUUGUGAUAAUACAAUGUCAUAUAUGUAUAUUAGAAAUGUUGAAUAAUAAAAUGAAUGCGUAAAUGAA
Messenger RNA from Scylla paramamosain (green mud crab), 2290 nucleotides. Its product is annotated as juvenile hormone esterase-like. The coding region runs from base 158 to 1912 and encodes 584 amino acids. The record is from RefSeq and is a predicted model, not a curated record. The transcript is spliced from 12 exons. NCBI's taxonomy places the organism in Eukaryota, Metazoa, Arthropoda, Malacostraca, Decapoda, Portunidae.